AUGAGAUACUCGAACCUCAUCACGGCCUUGGCCCUGACCGGCGCAGCUCUCGCUGCGCCUGGAAAUGCUGGCUAUGGGUGGAGACUGGCUGCCCGCAAUGAAGUAGCAGAGGCUCCACAAGCCUCAGCAGCGGCUGCGACGGCGGCCGCGGCUCAGCCUGAGCAGGCAAGUGCCGAGACAGCGACUGCUGCCGCCGAGCAGACGCAAGCUGCUACUGUGGUCGAGACAGUGGCUGCUCAGGAAGCAAGCGCUACCCUCGAGGUUGCUACUGCCAUCGCCACCGCGCAAGCAGCGACUGCAGCGGUACAGGUCCAGCAAACAGCCGCAGCAGCAGCAGCUACAGCCCAAGCUCAGGGCGCAACACAACAGCAACUCGCCGCUCAGAUCAACAGUGAUCCCAUCGUGGUCCAGACCUUCCAGCAGGCGCAGGAGAGUGUCAUUAGGGCACAACAGCAAGCUCAGGAUGAUGUCAUUUCCUGCCAGCAGCAAGCCGCCCGACAAGUUCGUCUUACUCAACAACAGGCCGCGUCUGAUGUCAGAGUCGCACAGCAACAGGCUCAGCUACGUCUGCUACAGCAGGCUCAGAUCCAACAAGGUCAACAGGCAAAUGUUGCGGCUCAGCAGCAACAAUUGGCCCAGGCACAAGCGCAACAGCAGCAAGCCGCGCAGCAAAUGGCUCAAGCAAUGCAAGAGGCUGCUCAGGCCGCUCAACAGCAGGCUGAUGCGGUCGCGAAACAGGCAAAGCAAGCUCAACAGGCAUAUCAGCAAGCACAGCAGCAACAAGCGGAAGCCACUGCAACACAAACCACGGUGGCCGUGGCUGUCGAAGCCCAAGCAACCGCAGCACAAACCGUUGAGGCUGUGGCUGCUGAAGCCCAAGUUACUGAAGCUACUGCAGCUCCCGCGAAGCGCCAACUUGACCGAAUCUUGGGUGGACUUGGCGGCGGACAAGGACAAGGAGCUGCUGCUGGCCAGCUUGGCGGACUGCUCGGCGGCGCCGCUGGAGUUCGACAGGGAGGCGCUGCUGGAGGUCUUGGAGGGCUUCUCGGAGGUACAGCGGGGGGUCAGGGAGCGGCCGCAGGAGGGCUUGAUCAGCUUCUCGGUGGUGCUGCUGGUGGAGGUCCAGCUGGACGACAAGGAGGGGCUGCUGGAGCAAGUCGAGCUGGACGACAGGGCGGCGCUGGCGGACUCGGAGGACUUCUCGGAGGCGCCGCCGGCGGCCAAGGAGGCGCUGGAGGCGCUGCUGGAGGACUUGGAGGGCUUCUUGGCGGUGCAGGCGGUGCGGCUGGUGGAGCGGGCGGUCCCGACCAGAUCCUUGGUGGUUUGGGUGGUGGGGCAGGUGGAGCAGGCGGUCUCGACCAAAUUCUCGGAGCUGCUGGUGGCGCUGGCGGUGGUCAGGGUGCGGCUGGAGGUCUUGCUGGUCUGGCCGGAGGAGAUACUGCCGCCGGUGAACAGGCGCAGAACGAGGCCGAGGCCGCGACUGCCACUCGAGCUACUGCGAGCGAAACCGCUGCAGCUGAAUCGGAGACAGCUACUGCCGCUGCUAUCGAAGUUACUGCAGCCAACCUGACAGCCACGGCCGCAAACGUCACAACAGAAGCCUCUGCAGGCAAUGUCACAGCUGAAGCUGCCCUGAACAGCACUGAGACUGUUGCAGCAGGAAAUGGCACUGCAUUGGCGGCAGCCGAGCAGAUCGCGACUACUACUGCGGAUGCUCCCGCGACGGCUACAUUGACUGAUCUUGCUGCUGCGGCCGGUGUUGUCGAGGCUACUGCGACAGAGGCGGCAACAGCUUCGGCGGCGGCUGUCGAAAACGCAAGAGGGAACAAUACGGCUACUGCAACGGCAGAAGCUGGAGAUGAGGAGGAAGACGACGACUAG
Molecule: messenger RNA, 1881 nt
Organism: Cyphellophora attinorum
Lineage: Eukaryota; Fungi; Ascomycota; Eurotiomycetes; Chaetothyriales; Cyphellophoraceae
Exons: 1
Coding region: 1-1881 (626 amino acids)
Source: RefSeq, a predicted model, not a curated record